Messenger RNA from Prunus dulcis (almond), 2025 nucleotides. RefSeq names its product putative ABC1 protein At2g40090. The transcript is spliced from 12 exons. Lineage: Eukaryota; Viridiplantae; Streptophyta; Magnoliopsida; Rosales; Rosaceae. Gene Ontology annotation, cellular component: mitochondrial inner membrane. The record is from RefSeq and is a predicted model, not a curated record. Bases 39 to 1661 code for a protein of 540 amino acids. Gene Ontology annotation, biological process: lipid homeostasis; mitochondrion organization.
GCCUUCGCCUCUUUUUGCAGCGCGACGUGCCCAACGACAUGGCCACGCGAUCCUUAUGGGGCGCUCGAACGAAGCUCGCUCUGUCGGCGACCGCGCUCAUCGGCGGCGGAGCGGCGGCGAACGUCGCCACCUCCGACGACCCCUCCAUGACUUUGAAGCUCUACGCAACCGUUCCCCCUCGCCUUAUUCGCGACGCCAUGACAGCCACUGCCAUCGCCUUCGAUUAUGAGUAUUCACUGUGGGGACUGCCUGAAGGAAGCAGUGAGAGGGAAAAAACUAAGCAUGAAGUUCACCUGAGGUCUGCACGUAAACUUCAAGAAUUAUGUUUCAGCAAUGGAGGCAUAUAUAUCAAGCUCGGUCAACACCUUGGACAGCUGGAAUACUUGGUACCCCAAGAGUAUGUACAGACAAUGAGGGAUUCCAUGUUGAACAAAUGUCCAGUUUCUUCAUACGAACAAGUGUGUGAGGUCGUCAAGAAAGAGCUUGGAGAUACGCCUGAUAAAAUUUUUGCUGAAUUUGAUCCUGUUCCAAUAGCAAGUGCUUCCCUUGCACAAGUCCAUGUUGCUCGCAAUCAUGAUGGCAAAAAAGUGGCUGUGAAGGUUCAGCACACUCACAUGACAGAUACUGCAGCUGCAGACUGUGCUACUGUGGAUUUUAUUGUGAACACCCUACACUGGAUUUUCCCUUCUUUUGAUUACAGGUGGUUGAUUGAUGAGAUGCGUGAAAGCUUACCAAAGGAACUAGAUUUCAUAAACGAGGCCCAGAACAGUGAGAAAUGCUUGGAAAACUUUCAGAAGCUUUCUCCUCAUAUUGCAGCUUAUGUAUAUGCACCAAAGGUGUAUUGGAAUCUAAGUACCUCAAAGUUGUUAACCAUGGAAUUUAUGGAUGGCGCAGAAGUAAAUGAUGUGAAGACCAUUAAAAGACUUGGAAUUCAACCUGAUGAAGUUGCAAGAUUAGUUAGUGAAACUUUUGCAGAAAUGAUGUUCAAACACGGGUUUGUGCAUUGUGACCCACAUGCUGCCAACUUGUUAGUCCGUCCUCUACCUUAUAGUGGAAAGAGCAUUCUAGGCAAGAAAAAACCACAGUUGAUACUUCUAGACCACGGUCUGUAUAAAGAGCUUGACUUUGAGACCAGAACUAACUAUGCUAAACUGUGGAAGGCUUUGAUUUUUGCUGAUGCCAAUGCAAUAAAAGAAAAUAGUGCAAAAUUAGGUGCUGGAGAGGAUUUGUAUGCAUUAUUUGCAGGGAUUCUUACUAUGAGGCCUUGGAAUAGGGUCAUUGACCCAGCUGUUGAUCAUUUGGUUAUACAGGGCAGCGAAAGUGACCGUUCAGAACUGCAGAUGUAUGCUUCUCAGUAUUUCUCUCAAAUCUCAGAGCUUUUGAGGAGGCUGCCACGCGUGAUUCUUUUAAUGCUGAAGACAAAUGAUUGUUUACGAUCAGUUAGCAAUGCUCUGUUGCAGGUACCUUCUCUUGAGACAUUCAUGAUCAUUGGAAGGGUUUCUUCUGAAGCAGUCAUUGAGGCAAAGCUAUCACAAAAGAGAUCCUUCCUGCAUUGGUUGAGUGCUUGGUUAGACAAAAUUCUGUUGGAAGCUCGACUUUUUACAAUGCAAGUAGCCUUGUGGCUUCUACAAGGCAGGAAAUCUUUGUCUUGGAGAAACUGAAAAAGUACUGCACAAACUCAAUUUCUAUAACUCACAAACUAAGGAAACUAUAAUUAUUUCUUUGUUCGUCACCCAAAAAUGGGCACACAUAUUCAUUGUCUCCAUAGAUCAAGCCUCUCCAUUACACAGGCUCUCCGAUCAUGGAUUGAUAGACGAUUUUUUCGAGGCAUCGGAAGGAAUAAAUGAAAUGUAUUGUAUCAUUUUUCUUUUAUACAUAAUUACUCUCAAUGUUCUCUGGAUCUGAUCAAUUUUAUAGAACCCCCAUCAAGGGAGAACUGUAUGGACACUGGGCAUCAGAGAUAUUAGUUAUGUGCUUAUACGCAGAGAGAACUUUUAGACUUUUGAACUGAUAUGAGUUAUAUCA